AUGAGUACCUUUAGAUGCUGUGAGUCAAACUGCGAUGGUGAAAUUGAACUUUCAUGCAACUGCACUUCACCGGCCACUUAUUUUUGCAAAGAACACGUAGUGAACCAUAUCGAGCAUAGCGAUAAUCCUCAUAAUAUCAUCAAAAUUUUGGUAGAGCCUGCUGAAGGCACAAAAGAAGCAAUCCUUGGUUUUCUUGAGGAAGAGAAGUCAAAACUUGAAGAAAUGAGGGCUAAUGCAAUGGCUUCCUUUACUCAAACACUUUGCAGUUAUAAAAAUAUCCAUGAACAAGUUUUAAAAGAAAUCGACUCUGAUUCUGAAAAAAUUGCCAGCUACAUCGAAAAAAUCUGGAAAGCACAAAAACUAUUAAAAAUGGAGAAAGAUCCAGCUUUGAAUUUGCUAUCAUUGCAGUCAAAUGAAGCUGUCGAAAAAGCUAAAAAAUUUUUUACAGUAUCAUCAAAUAAUAUCGGGUUGUUCUGUGAAAUAGGCAAACAAAUUGAUGCAAUUAUCAAGAGCUUUCUCAAAGAAAAGUCCAAAGAUUUUCCAGAUGAAAUGUCUACAAAAUUGAAAAAUAUUGAUAUGAACGAUGAGAAUAAAGAGGAUAUGUUACAGCAAGUAUUAAACAAGUAUAAAGAAGCUAUCAAAAUUGAUCCAAAUAAUUCUGAUGCAUACAAUAGCAUAGGACUUAUCUUAAGUAAUGAAAAUAGAUAUGAAGAAGCAGUAGAACAUUACAACGAUGCAAUUAGAAUCAACCCAAACAAAGCACUUUAUUAUUCAAAUAAAGGAGCUGCUCUAGAUAAGUUAGGCAGAAGAGAAGAAGCUCUGGAAUGCUAUAAAGAAGCUAUCAGAAUUGAUCCAAAUGAUGCUUCGGCAUACAAUCAAAUAGGAGAUAUCUUCUAUAAUGAAGAGAGAUAUGAAGAAGCAGUAAAACAUUACAACGAUGCAAUUAGAAUCAACCCAAACAAAGCACUUUAUUAUUCAAAUAAAGGAGCUGCUCUUAGUUUGUUAGGUAAGAGAGAAGAAGCUCUGGAAUGCUUACAAGAAGCUAUCAGAAUUGAUCCAAAUGAUGCUUCUCAAUACAAUGGCAUAGGACUUAUAUUCUAUAAUGAAAAUAGAUAUGAAGAAGCAGUAAAACAUUACAACGAUGCAAUUAGAAUCAACCCAAACAAAGCACUUUAUUAUUCAAAUAAAGGAACUGCUCUAGAUAAGUUAGGCAGAAGAGAAGAAGCUCUGGAAUGCUUACAAGAAGCUAUCAGAAUCGAUCCAAAUAAUGAUUCUCAAUAUAAUGGCAUAGGAGAUAUCUUCUAUAAUGAAAAGAGAUAUGAAGAAGCAGUAAAACAUUACAACGACGCAAUUAGAAUCAAUCCAAACUGUGCAAGUUAUUAUUCAAAUAAAGGAGUUGCUCUAGAUGAGUUAGGUAGGAAAGAAGAAGCUCUGGAAUGCUAUAAAGAAGCUAUAAAAAUCGAUCCAAAUGAUGCUUCGGCAUACAAUCAAAUAGGAGAUAUCUUCUAUAAUGAAAAGAGAUAUGAAGAAGCAGUAAAACAUUACAACGAUGCAAUUAGAAUCAAUCCAAACAAAGCACUUUAUUAUUCAAAUAAAAGAGCUGCUCUAUAUGAGUUAGGCAGGAGAGAAGAAGCUCUGAAAUGCUAUAAAGAAGUUAUCAGAAUCAAUUCAAAUAAUGCAUCUGCAUACAAUGAAAUAGGAGUCAUCUUCUAUAAUGAAAAGAGAUAUGAAGAAGGAGUAAAACAUUACAACGAUGCAAUCAGAAUCAACCCAAACAAAGCAUUAUUUUUUAAAAAUAAAGGAGCUGCUCUAGAUAAGUUAGGCAGGAGAGAAGAAGCUCUGGAAUGCUUACAAGAAGCUAUCAGAAUCGAUCCAAAUAAUGCAUCUCCAUACAAUGAAAUAGGAGUCAUCUUCUAUAAUGAAAAGAGAUAUGCAGAAGCAGUAAUACAUUACAACGAUGCAAUUAGAAUCAACCCAAACUGUGCACUUUAUUAUUCAAAUAAAGGAGCUGCUCUAGAUAAGUUAGGUAGGAGAGAAAAAGCUUUGGAAUGCUUACAAGAAGCUAUCAGAAUCGAUCCAAAUAAUGCAUCUCCAUACAAUGAAAUAGGAGUCAUCUUGUAUAAUGAAAAGAGAUAUGAAGAAGCAGUAAAACAUUACAACGAUGCAAUUAGAAUCAUAAUUAAAAUAUGGCGUCUUCGUCUGGGCAUGGCCUCCUGGCCAUGCAGCCUCGAUUCAUAUUUUAAUUAUAUCCGGCUAGGUUUUACCAUUCUAGAGAUGGACGGAAAUACUAGGUAAGCAAUUCUGGUUGUGUUCAGAGCCUAGUCCUAGUCUAUUCUCAGGGGUGGAUUUUUCCUCGUGGGGAAGGAGGGCACGGAGUUGGAAAGGGGAAGUCCAGCAGAGUCCUUUGGACCAAUCGGGCAACUCCCUAGUGUGAAACUGGGCGUUACGUCCCAGGCUAUUUUUUUUCAUUUUUGCCGACAGCUGAGCAGAAAAUCCAUUUUUUGGGGUUUUCGGAAAAGCAACCCAUGUAGCAAGCAAGUAGCUCAUCCAUGAGCCGUCGAAGCCAGAACACUUUCCGGAGAAGCACACUGGUGAUCGAAGCAGGCCAUCCCAAGCGACCUGUGGGCCUGAUGCUUCGAAGGCGAUUGAUAGUACCUGGGGUUGUCACCCCAUAUUGGACGUUAAACGCUAUAAAUUUUAUAAGAUAAGAUAAGAUGCAAUUAGAAUCAACCCAAGCAAAGCACUUUAUUAUUUAAAUAAAGGAGAUGCUCUAGAUGAGUUAGGUAGAGGAGAAGAAGCCCUGGAAUGCUUACAAGAAGCUAUCAGAAUCGAUCUAAAUGAUGGUUCGGCAUACAAUCAAUUAGGAGAUAUCUUCUAUAAUGAAAAUAGAUAUGAAGAAGCAGUAAAACAUUACAACGAUGCAAUUAGAAUCAACCCAAACAAAGCACUUUAUUAUUCAAAUAAAGGAUAUGUUCUAGAUAAGUUAGGCAGAAGAGAAGAAGCUCUAGAAUGCUUACAAGAAGCUAUAAGAAUCGAUCCAAAUGAUGCUUCGGCAUACAAUGAAAUAGGAGAUAUCUUCUAUAAUGAAAAGAGAUAUAGAGAAGCAGUAAAACAUUACAACGAUGCAAAUAGAAUCAACCCAAACUGUGCAAGUUAUUAUUCAAAUAAAGGAGCUGCUCUAGAUAAGUUAGGCAGAAGAGAAGAAGCUCUGGAAUGCUAUAAAGAAGCUAUCAGAAUUGAUCCAAAUGAUGCUUCGGCAUACAAUCAAAUAGGAGAUAUCUUUUAUAAUAAAAAGAGAUAUAAAGAAGCAGUAAAACAUUACAAAGAUGCAAUUAGAUUCAACCCAAACAAAGCACUUUAUUAUUCAAAUAAAGGAGCUGCUCUUAGUUUGUUAGGCAAGAGAGAAGAAGCUCUGGAAUGCUAUAAAGAAGGUAUCAGAAUUGAUUCAAAUGAUGCUUCGGCAUACAACCAAAUAGGAGGUAUCUUCUAUAAUGAAAAGAGAUAUGAAGAAGCAGUAAAACAUUACAACGAUGCAAUUAGAAUCAAUCCAAACAAAGCACUUUAUUAUUCAAAUAAAGGAGCUGCUCUUAGAGAGUUAGGCAGGAGAGAAGAAGCUCUGGAAUGCUUACAAGAAGCUAUCAGAAUUGAUCCAAAUGAUGCUUAUCAAUGCAAUAAAAUAGGAGAUAUCUUCUAUAAUGAAAAUAGAUAUGAAGAAGCAAUAAAAUAUUUUAGCGAUGCAAUUAGAAUCAACCCAAACUGUGCAAGUUAUUAUUCAAAUAAAGGAGACGCUCUAGAUGAGUUAGGUAGGAGAGAAGAAGCUCUGGAAUGCUAUAAAGAAGCUAUCAGAAUCGAUCCAAAUGAUGCUGAAACAUACAAUAAAAUAGGAGAUAUUUUCUAUAAUGAAGAGAGAUAUGAAGAAGCAGUAAAACAUUACAACGAUGCAAUUAGAAUCAUCCCAAACUGUGCACUUUAUUAUUCAAAUAAAGGAGCUGCUCUAUAUGAGUUAGGCAGGAGAGAAGAAGCUCUGGAAUGCUAUAAAGAAGCUAUUAGAAUUGAUCCAAAUACUGCUAAUGCACACAAAGGCAUAGCACUUAUCUCAAAAAAUGAAAAGUGCGCUUUAUUAUUCAAAUAA
Blepharisma stoltei is the source of this 4132-nucleotide messenger RNA. The record is from the annotation of a GenBank genome assembly. Lineage: Eukaryota; Ciliophora; Heterotrichea; Heterotrichida; Blepharismidae.